This is a messenger RNA of Lathyrus oleraceus (garden pea), 661 nucleotides long. RefSeq names its product 60S ribosomal protein L18-3. Bases 143 to 544 code for a protein of 133 amino acids. The transcript has 4 exons. Gene Ontology annotation, biological process: translation. Gene Ontology annotation, molecular function: RNA binding; structural constituent of ribosome. Gene Ontology annotation, cellular component: cytosolic large ribosomal subunit; ribosome. NCBI's taxonomy places the organism in Eukaryota, Viridiplantae, Streptophyta, Magnoliopsida, Fabales, Fabaceae. The record is from RefSeq and is a predicted model, not a curated record.
UCUAAAAAUAGUUUCACCAUUGGAUGUUAUAAGGUCCAGUUCCAUGGAAAACCCUAGACUAUCUUCAUAUUCCUUUUACGCCUUUAAAUACCAAGACUCGCAUCCGAAGUAGCAUAUCGAUCCUCUACAACACUGGACCGCAAUGGAGUUAGAUCAGACCGAACCAACAACACCUAAUUCCGAUGAUUUCUACCUCAAUCUCUUAAUCGAGUUAUACAGCCUUCUAGUCAAAAGGAGUGAUGGCGAAUUCUAUGCUGUUAUACUCGAGCGAUUGAUGAGCAAAUACAACCAACGUUCAAUUUCUUUGGAAAUGUUGAUUGACGCCUUGAAGGAGAAGGAGGGCAAAAUAGGUGUUGUUGUAGGUGUUGUAACGGAUGAUGAUUUCAUAGUACAUGAUGUCCCAGCAAUGAAAGUUACAGCAUUAUGGUUCACAGAGACAGCACGUGCUGGUGGAGAAUGUCUUACAUUUGAUCAAUUCGUCUCCAGGGAUCCCACUGGAAAGAACAUGGUAUGGGAGGUUAUAAAGUUGAUUAUUAUAUAUUGAGGUACUGAAAUUUGAGAAGGCUUGAGAACAAUAGAGGUUUUAGGGGUUUGUGUGAUUACUUUAUUUACCAUUGAUACUGUUACUUUAGGAACAAUAAAGGUUUUACUUUAUUUACAA